UUGACCGUGCAAGGUGCUUUCACUCUACACAAUAUUUUUUACCCAUGUCAUUCAUUGCACGCCACCGAUCACCAUUAUGCUCAAGUGCAAAAUGGUCAUACUUCUCUUUGAUCGAGCCAUUACUGACACAUCGUCGCUCUUAUCUUCACAUGACGAAAACCAUGCCGAGUCGAGUAUGCAAUGUUCUAACUCUCAAGCCAAAGCGUUGCUUUCACAGUUCAGCUACUCGAUGGGCUGCUAAAAUGGAUCCAUAUCAGGUCUUGGGUAUAGACCGCUCGGCUUCUCAAAACGCCAUCAAAAAAGCAUAUUAUGCGCUGGCCAAAAAAUACCACCCUGAUACGAAUAAAGAAAAAGAAGCGCGAGAAAAGUUUGUGCAGAUUCAGGAAGCAUACGAACUCUUGUCAGACGAAGAAAAGCGAAAACAAUACGAUCAAUUCGGUCACGGUUUCGAAGGGGCUCCAGGCGCAGGCGGUUUUGGAGGUUUUGAAGGAGCCAAUCCGGGCGGCUUUGAUCCGAAUGACAUCUUUAGCCAAUUCUUUGGAGGCGGAUUCUCAGGAGGAUUUGGCGGCGGCGGGAUGGGCGGCGACCAUUUUCGUAACAUGAGCGGCGAAGAUAUUCAGACGCCGUUGACCAUCAGUUUCAUGGACGCGGUCAAAGGCACCACCAAACAUGUAUAUGUGGAUCGUGUCACGACUUGCAAAACAUGCAAAGGAAGUGGUUUAGGGGCCGGUAAACAGAAAUCCACGUGUCAAGUAUGCCACGGUUCGGGUAGGCAGACCGUAGCAAUGGGCGGUUUUCACAUGCAGUCUACCUGUCAAGCCUGUGGCGGGGCAGGAUCGUCCAUUCCGGCGGGCAGCGAAUGUUCAGCAUGCGACGGGAUUGGAAAAGUGCGUGAACAUGCAGCAGUCCAAGUAAAAAUUCCCCCGGGCGUUGAUAAUAAUUCGCGCAUUCGCGUUGCCGGUCAAGGCGAUGCUCCGAUGAAAGGUCACGGCAGUAAUGGCGAUUUAUUUGUUUCUCUUCAUAUCCAACCGUCCAAGGUUUUCCGACGUCAAGAUGCUGACAUUUUUGUCGAUGCCAAAAUUCCUUUUUACAAAGCCGUGUUGGGCGGCACCAUACGAGCUCCGACGAUUGACGGGACGGUGGCAUUAAAAAUACCCGUCGGAACACAGGCGGAUGAUCAUAUUGCUUUACGUGGAAGAGGCAUCCAACGGCUACGAGGUUCUACCCGUGGCGAUGAAAUAGUAACAGUGAAAAUAGAGUUACCAAGAUCCAUGACGGAUGAACAACGCAAACUGAUAGAAAAAUACGCUAGCCUGGUUGAUCCAGAAUAUCGCAAGGACAAUGGAGACAAGAAAUAAUACCUACCAUUAUUAAAAUGUUGGGGAGUAUGCGCGCUAAUUUUCAGUCACAAGGCAGUCACAUUGGGUUUUUGCUACAUUUGUCGGCUUUGAUUGGGUAAUUUUUGAAAAAAAAUAUAUAUGAUUGGUUGAAACGAAACCAGACAGCUGUUGAUCGGCCCGACCUUUGCGCUCGAAUUUAUAACAUGAAGCGUAAAGCUCUGAUGGAAGAUCUAAAGAAGAACCAUGUUUGGGAAGAGUCGUUACCCAUGUACACACGGCGGAGUUUUAGAAGCGAG
Radiomyces spectabilis is the source of this 1636-nucleotide messenger RNA. RefSeq lists its product as uncharacterized. The coding region runs from base 45 to 1358 and encodes 437 amino acids. The record is from RefSeq and is a predicted model, not a curated record. Gene Ontology annotation, cellular component: cytoplasm. Gene Ontology annotation, molecular function: ATP binding; heat shock protein binding. Gene Ontology annotation, biological process: protein refolding; response to heat. The transcript is spliced from 9 exons. NCBI's taxonomy places the organism in Eukaryota, Fungi, Mucoromycota, Mucoromycetes, Mucorales, Radiomycetaceae.